This is a messenger RNA of Camelina sativa (false flax), 1286 nucleotides long. Lineage: Eukaryota; Viridiplantae; Streptophyta; Magnoliopsida; Brassicales; Brassicaceae. The record is from RefSeq and is a predicted model, not a curated record.
UAUGGCCCUUAGACUAUGGUCUUUAUAUGUGGCCUGAAACUGAUGUUUCUUAGUUCACAAUUCACAUUAACCCAAACAAACCCCUAACAUUAUUGAAAAUCUAACAAAUAUGGCACCAGGUCAAACCCCAAUCAGUUCUAAACACGUGGCGGUGAUCGGAGCCGGAGCAGCCGGUCUCAUAACGUCUAGGGAGCUCCGUCGUGAAGGUCAUAGUGUAUUCGUGUUUGAACGAGAGAAACAAGUGGGUGGUCUUUGGGUUUACACACCAAAAUCCGAAUCCGACCCGCUUAGCCUCGACCCGACCAGAUCUAAAGUGCACUCGAGCAUCUACGAUUCUCUCCGUACCAAUGUCCCGAGAGAGAGUAUGGGUGUCAGGGACUUCCCGUUUUUGCCACGUUUCGAUGAAGAGUCAAGAGACCCGAGACGGUAUCCAAAUCACAGGGAAGUUCUUGCGUAUGUUCAAGAAUAUGCUAGAGAGUUCAAAAUUGAAGAGAUGAUCAGGUUCGAGACCGAAGUGGUUCGGGUCGAACCGGUUAUCGAGAAAUGGAGGGUCCAGUCAAAAAACCCCGGCGGUGACUUCGAUGAUGAGAUCUUUGACGCAGUCGUGGUUUGCACUGGUCACUAUACAGAACCAAACGUUCCUCAUAUUCCUGGUAAAGAGAUCAGUGGCAUAGUAUUUGUUAUGUUUGAAAUCCAAAGCAAAUGGGUGGCAGCAGUUUUGUCAGGACGGGUUACACUUCCUCCACCGGACAAGAUGAUGGAAGACAUUAAUGAAUGGUAUGCGUCGCUUGAUGUGUUAGGUAUUCCCAAAAGACAUACACAUACAAUAGGCAGAAUUCAGAGUGAGUACCUCAAUUGGGUCGCAAAAGAAUGUGGUUGUGAACUCGUCGAACGUUGGAGAGCUCAAGAAGUUGACGGCGGAUACGUGAGACUUGUCGUCCACCCAGAAACUUACCGUGAUGAAUGGGACGACGAUGAACUCAUAGAAGAAGCGUACCAUGAUUUCUCUAGGAAGAAGUUGAUUAGUUUUGAUUCUUCUUAUUACCUCGAAAACGUAAGAUGAUUUGAGUCAAUAGUGCCUACUUAAUUGUUUUUUUUUUGGUGGGUGGGUUUUAUUUCAAUAGAUUGCCAAAUUAUUGUAACCUUUACGCGGGAGGGUUUGUAAUGCCCCUUACUGUUUUAAUUUAUUUUUGCGGUUGUGUUUAGGUAUUUUAAUCAUUUAGUUUUAAUACAUUUGCAUGAUUUUGUAUUUUAAUAAUGUUGUUGAUUGAUGUCUUUACUCUUUA